AUGAAGUUCACCGUUGCCGCUGUCGCUGCCCUCGCCGCAGGUGCCCAGGCCUCUUACGCCGCCAGCAACGUCACCUACGUUACUGAGGUCGUCACUGCCUACACCACCUACUGCCCGGCUGCUACUGAGCUCACCUACGGCAGCAAGACCUACACUGUCACUGAGCCCACCACUCUGACCAUCUCUGACUGCCCUUGCACCAUCAGCAAGCCCGUCUACACCACCAGCAGCGUUAUCUGCAGCACUUGCACUGCUCCCAGCUCUGCUCCUCUCUACCCCACCACCCAGGCCAACAGCACCAUUGCCACCAGCACUGGUGUUGCUCCCACCGGUGGCUACACCACCUCCAAGGCCACCUCCGCCAGCACCUCCCCCGCCGCUGCCUCCUCCACCGUCCCUGCCACCGCCGGUGCCGGAAAGGCCGCUGCUCUGUCCGGAGCCGCCCUUGCUGGAGCUGCUGGUCUCUUCGCCGCUCUCCUGUAA
Messenger RNA from Pestalotiopsis fici W106-1, 483 nucleotides. RefSeq lists its product as uncharacterized. The transcript is spliced from 2 exons. The record is from RefSeq and is a predicted model, not a curated record. Gene Ontology annotation, biological process: fungal-type cell wall organization. Gene Ontology annotation, cellular component: fungal-type cell wall. Lineage: Eukaryota; Fungi; Ascomycota; Sordariomycetes; Amphisphaeriales; Sporocadaceae. Gene Ontology annotation, molecular function: structural constituent of cell wall. The coding region runs from base 1 to 483 and encodes 160 amino acids.